AUGUAUGUAGAUGACAUCAUAAUCAAAUCCCGUGAGGGUUCGGAUCACUUGACUCACUUGAGAAAGUUCUUUGAUCGUUUGCACCGAUACAAUUUGAAGUUAAAUCCCGCCAAGUGUACGUUUGGGGUGCCAGCUGGCAAGUUGUUGGGAUUCAUAGUUAGCAGAAUAGACAUUGAGCUUGAUCCUUCCAAGAUCAAAGCAAUUCAAGAGUUACCUCAUCCAAAGACCACGAAAGAGGUGAUGAGUUUCCUGGGAAGGUUGAACUACAUCAGUCGGUUCAUAGUUCAAUCCACCGUGGUUUGUGAGUCCAUCUUUAAGUUGUUGAAAAAUGAUGUCUUGACCAAGUGGACCGGAGAAUGUCAAACUGUUUUUGAUACCAUUAAGAACUAUUUUUCCAAUCCACCGGUGUUGGUUCCUCCACGAGAGGGAAGUCCACUACUACUGUAUAUAUUUGUCUCGAAUAACGCAUUGAGAUUCAUUUUUGGUCAACAUGACAAAACUGGGAAGAAGGAGCGAGUCAUUUAUUACUUGAGCAAGAAAUUCACUCUAUAUGAGGAUGGACCCAUUGAAGUAUAUUUUUUACAGAAAGCGAUGCCGACCGGGAAGUUAGCUAAAUGGAAAAUGCUUAUGAGUGAGUUUGACAUUGUGUAUGUGACUCAAAAGGCGAUAAAAGCACAGGCCUUGGUUGAUCAUAUUGUGGAGAAUCCAGUUGAUGAGGAGUACGAACGGCUCAAGACUUAUUUUCCCGAUGAAGAAGUUGCAUUUGUGGGUGAAAAUAUUUCUGAACCAUACCCUGGUUGGAGAGUAUUCUUUGAUGGAGCGAUAAACCACCAAUGUAGAGGUAUCGGAGCGGUGUUAGUGUCAGAAACCGGUCAGAAUUAUCAUAUGGCGGCUAAACUCCGAUUUGAUUGCACAAAUAGCAUGGUUGAAUAUGAAGUUUGCAUCAUCGGUCUCAAGAUUGCAAUUAAUGUGAAUGUUCAUGAGCUGUGGACUCCAGAUUUAGGCCUUCUCAGAUGCAUUGAUACUAGUGAAGCUGCAAAGCUUCUUGAACAGAUACAUGCUGGAGUCAGCGGUACUCAUAUGAAUGGGGUCACUUUGGUGCAUGGUGAUUUGAUUUGUGUGCUGCCCCAUGAACUCAAUGAUAUGAGUUCAUCUUGGCCAUUUGUAGCUUGGGGCAUGGAUGUCAUUGGUCCAAUAGAGCCAGCCACCUCUAAUGGACACAGAUUCAUUUUAGUUGCCAUUGACUAUUUAACCAAGUGGGUGGAAGUAGCUUCGUACAAAUUGGUAACCAAGAAAGUUGUAGCUGAUUUUGUUCGCAACAAUUUGUUAUGUAGGUUCGGAGUACCGGAAUCCAUCAUUAUUGAUAAUGGAGCAAAUAUCAACAAUCACUUAAUGAAAGAGUUAUGUGAACAAUUGAAGAUUACUCACCGGAACUCAACCGCCUACCGUCCCAAACGAAUGGCGUAG
Messenger RNA from Solanum stenotomum, 1467 nucleotides. RefSeq lists its product as uncharacterized. The transcript has 4 exons. The record is from RefSeq and is a predicted model, not a curated record. The coding region runs from base 1 to 1467 and encodes 488 amino acids. Gene Ontology annotation, biological process: DNA integration. Lineage: Eukaryota; Viridiplantae; Streptophyta; Magnoliopsida; Solanales; Solanaceae. Gene Ontology annotation, molecular function: nucleic acid binding.